UGUUCAAAGUUGCGCCUUUGGAUUUGAGUGCCUAUUAAGUAUGGAAAAGGAACGAACUGCUCGUGUGCCUUGUCUUUUGGGAAUUCUUGAUUUGCAAAAAUUGGUUCAGAGCGAGAACUUGCAUUUUUCAGAAGAAACUAACCGAUAUCUUUUGUACCAGACCCUGAAAAAAGUCGGCCCCGAUGAAGCUCAGAAGUUGAUAAGUAAAUUGGUUGAGAGAGGCGAAAUUGUGUGGCCAGAGGAUGAAGACUUUGAAGUGGAGGACAUAGUAGAUCACGCGGUGGUGGAAGUAUUCCAGGAAUCCGACAGCAACAUCAGCGGCGACGAGGACAGCAUGUGUUAA
Molecule: messenger RNA, 343 nt
Organism: Gigantopelta aegis
Lineage: Eukaryota; Metazoa; Mollusca; Gastropoda; Neomphalida; Peltospiridae
Exons: 3
Coding region: 41-343 (100 amino acids)
Source: RefSeq, a predicted model, not a curated record